AGAAAAUUGUGUUAACAUUUUAUAGUUAACAAUAUAUUUAAACAUUUAUAAUAGAAAAAGAUGGAUCCAUUAUUUCAAUUACCUACCAGGUUCCUCACUGAUGAACAUGAUAUAAUAUAACAAGCAUUCUCAACAAUCUCCACCAUGGCAGAAGGAAUCAUCAUUUUUGGUCUCUGGUACAUUGUGUUAGCAUACAACUAUUAUAUGGAUUCUGCUGAAGACAAUACAUUAAACACGGAAGAGAAGAACGCCUCAUUUUCACGCAUUCAAACACUUAAUGCUCCUGCAGAUGAUGACGAAGUCAUCGAAAAAUGUUUCUUUGAUAAUGCUGUUGAACUUAUUGAAGCUACUGUAAAGAAGUUAAUAGAUGAACCGGAAGAAGCUGAGCCGAUUGUUGAAACCAUUGUAGAACCCACAACUAUGAGGGAAGAAGAUGAUUCUGUCGGGGAGUUUAUGCAUGAGGAAAUCGAUGAAGAAUAAAUUAGAAAGCCCUGACAAAACUGAGACUUACUAAUGACACAUAAACUUAAAAACAUACCGCGUUGUCUUAGCGUAAUCUCUAGACGAGAUGAGAUUCCUUUGUCAUUAUCAUCGCAUAGAUUUAAACCUCAA
This is a messenger RNA of Pararge aegeria (speckled wood butterfly), 612 nucleotides long. RefSeq lists its product as uncharacterized. The transcript has 3 exons. The record is from RefSeq and is a predicted model, not a curated record. NCBI's taxonomy places the organism in Eukaryota, Metazoa, Arthropoda, Insecta, Lepidoptera, Nymphalidae. The coding region runs from base 145 to 480 and encodes 111 amino acids.